AUGCCUCGCUCCCCGGACCCGAACCAAGGAACGAACUACGCGAUCGCCAUGUCGCCGGCAGCCAACAACACCAACGAGCCGCUCCUGACCGUCGAGGGGCGAGCCAUUGGAGCGCGGUGGAUUGUCUACACGUCGGCUGCCGUCGCCAUGCUGGAGGCUUUCCACUACGGUUGGUCCAGCCACCAGAUCAACCUCCACAAGUUCAACAACACCGAGGACUGCGACGCUCGCCCCGUUGAGGAAGGCACGUGCAUCGUGUUCCCGGGGCACACCAAGACGACGUGGACGUUGCUCUCGAACGCAUGGAUCGUUGGUGGUAUGCUCGGCAGCUUUCUGUCCGGUAUCCCGUCCAACAAGUACGGGCGUCGCAUGACCCUGCGUCUUAACACGAUCAUCAUGGUCGUGGCUUCGGUGAUCCAACUUGUGGCGCCCACCGCCUUUUGGUUCGGCUUUGGUCGAUUCAUCGCUGGAAUCGCCAACGGUAUCGCCAUGGCCGUGGUCAACACGUUCCAGAGUGAGAUCUCGACGCCGCACAACCGCCACGCGCUGGGCACCAACACGCACUUGGCUGCAACGCUCGGCAUCUUAGGUGUCGCCACGACGUUCUGGUACUGGAACACGACGUCGGGUUUCCGCUGGAUCGCCGGAAUCCCGAUCGUCCUCGCUGCCGGGUACCUCGUGUGCUCGUACUUCUUCAUGGUCGAGAGUCCCGUGUGGCUGGUCAGUAAGGGCCGCGAGCAAGAGGCCGAGAGGGAGAUCGCUCGCCUGUACGGCAAGGAGCAUGUCGAGGCCAUGGUGAGCUGGAUCCAGGCCCGCGACACCCGCAACAAGCUGCCGUCGACUGUCAGUGGGGAGUUCGUGGAGGUGGAGGCCGAGAGUCCGUGGACCAUCUUGACCAAGCCCAAGUUCCGCAAGCAGCUCGUCGUGGCUCUUGGCUUGACCUGCAUCAACCAGCUCGUGGGCAUCAACGCUGUCUUCUGGUACUCGUCUUCUAUCCUGACCGCUGCCUUCCUGCCCAAGCGUGCGAUGCUUCUGUGGGGUAUUGCACUCAUGGCGGUGUGCUGCAUUGGCAUGACGUUCUCCAUGGUCUACAGCGUCGGCUGGCUGUCCGUCACUAUGCUGGGCAUCUACGUCGUUGGCUACGACGUGAGCAUCGGUCCGCUGCUCUGGCCCAUGAUCGCCGAGUUCUUCCCCGACUCGGCCCGUGGCGCUGCUGUGGGCAUCUGCGUCUUCUUGAAGUGGACGUGCGCGCUCAUCAUCGGCAUCGCAUUCCCGUACGUCCAGGAUGCCAUCACCGACUACAGUUUCACGCCUUUCCUGGGCACGACGAUCCUCUCCAUCAUCUUCAUCUACUUCAUGGUGCCGGAGACGUCCGACAUGACCAUCGCUGAGAUCCAGGACGGAUUCCGUGGCGACCAGAACCUGUACUCAGUCAAGAGCCAGCAGUAA
Molecule: messenger RNA, 1449 nt
Organism: Phytophthora sojae
Lineage: Eukaryota; Oomycota; Peronosporomycetes; Peronosporales; Peronosporaceae
Exons: 2
Coding region: 1-1449 (482 amino acids)
Biological process (GO): monosaccharide transmembrane transport
Cellular component (GO): membrane
Molecular function (GO): hexose transmembrane transporter activity
Source: RefSeq, a predicted model, not a curated record